AGCGACGAACCUAGAUACUAUAUCAGAUACCCACUGAUGAUUUAAUCCCCAUAUCACGGAUCCUAUCUUCCCACUUUUGAUACCGGUAUUUGCGGUGUGGAUAGCGCUAGGGAACGCGUACUGUACAAUCCGCCCCACCUUCCGUCAUUUACCCAACCACAGCUGCACUUUCCACCCUCGAUUCCAAACCCAAAUGGCACCCUCAGGAAUCUGCAUAUCCUGCCACGAGGCGCUCACAAUCCCAGACGAAGACCACCCUCUGGAACCCGGCCUCGUCGGCGACGUAGAAUUACGCUGCGGGCAUCAUUAUCACUGGUCCUGCUUCGCAGAGGAAUACUCCGCCGAUGGCGCCACCCCCGCGACCAAAGCGCAGUGCCCAACUUGCACGCAUGACAUAACCACGAAUGGAAAACUCCUAGUCACGCUACGGAACGAAGGUGGCGAGCAGCCAGACACCGAUAUCGGAACGCUGCUCGAGGAAGAAGAGUUUUAUGGUCGGAAUCCGGAGAUGAAGGAGGUUAGGGCUUUUCUCGAGUUUUGCGCUGAAGGUGACGAGGGUGAGGUUCGGGAAAUGCUCGCGGCGACGCCAGAACUUGUUAGUCGACAGGAUCAUGAAACGGGGCAGACGGGGCUGCACGUUGCAGUUAUGAAUGGGCGGGAGGAGGUUAUCAGGGUUUUGUUCAAGCACAACGUUGAUCGGCUUGUUACGGAUGCGGCUGGGAAGACGGCGUACCAGCUUGCGGUCGAUAUGGGGGCUACAAGGGAGCAGUUGAGGAUGCUUUGUGACCGGUGAUUUAGGGGGGGGGUAUGUAUAUUAUGGGAAUUGAGUUUGGGUAUGAUAUGGUGGUUGGUGGGGUUGUUUGGCGCGGGGGCGGUGAUAUUGCUUACUACAGGACUACGGUACUUGUGUCGAGGGUUUCCCCCUAACCUUGGC
This is a messenger RNA of Tuber melanosporum (Perigord truffle), 934 nucleotides long. RefSeq lists its product as uncharacterized. Gene Ontology annotation, molecular function: protein binding. NCBI's taxonomy places the organism in Eukaryota, Fungi, Ascomycota, Pezizomycetes, Pezizales, Tuberaceae. The transcript has 3 exons. The record is from RefSeq and is a predicted model, not a curated record. The coding region runs from base 194 to 793 and encodes 199 amino acids.